AUGACAUGGACGGACCCAGUGACGGACUGGCUGUCCGACGAGGAGGACAACAACGGGCUCGGACCCUGCGGGUACGAGGAGGCCAGCGAGAGCGAGGAGGGCAGCUUCGUGCCAGACACGGAGCUCGACAGCGACGAGGAGGCAGAAGGCCCCGUGGGCCCCGCGCCGCUUGCAGUGAUGCCGAAGCCUCAGCAGCGAGUGUGCCAGCACUGCGGCAAGGCUGGCCGCAACCUCAGGAGUGGCCCCAAGCUCGCCCAGCAGCUCCUCCGCAGCGUGCAGAAGGCCCACUCCCCCAGCGCCGUGGUGGACGCGCUCAGGGCAGGCGGGUCGGGCCUCAAGGUGACGGGGAUACAGACGAAGUUCAUCCACCGCAAAGCCCACAAGCUGCAGCGCAGGGUGGCGCACAAGGGCAGCCGCAGGGUCUCCACGGCCAGGAAGGCAGCGAAGGGGCGCAAGAAGGCGGCGAACGAGAGGCGCCGCUGCUUGACCAGGAGCACCAAGGACGAGGCAAAGCUGGCCUUGGCAGAAAAGCAGAGCAUGGCCAAAGCGUGGAAGGCUCUCGUCAAGUGGCGCUUGGCCAAGGCGGGUGCGCGUGGUAACUGCAGCAGCUACCCUUGCCCUCGGUGCCCUGCAGGCUGUACCUGCACCAAGCUCGACGGACACGGCCAGAGAGGGAACGGCCCGCAAACCAAGCGAAAGAAGGCGCUCCAGGCCACGCUGGCGGUCAAGAAGAGAAAGCUCACCUCGGUCUUCUUUCGGGGCAGCAGAUGCGGUGACAUCUACAAUGGCAUCAUAUUCUGCGUUCUCCCCCAGGUCAAGUACCCGUUCCCACUGCCUGCGCUCGUGGAGUUUGUAGAGAAGUAUCAUGCAGCCACCAGGCCCGAGCUGCAGCAGCUCUGCAAGGAUGUCGGCAUGUCUCGCUCUCGGUCCGUCAUGAAGCUCUUCCGCUGGCUCCGCUGGCAGGAGGCGAACCUCGGCUACGAGGAGAUGCAGGCCAUGACGCUCAAGGGCGUCGUCGAGGGCGACGGCACUGGCCUGAAACUCUUCAAGCACGAGGGGAAGAACUGCCACGUGGCACUGUGGGGUUUGGCCGAGCGGCCCCGCGGGUCAGCCGUGCCGCGAGCGGUGGUGUACUUCGUGCCCGUCAAAAAGGUUGCGCCCAAUGCCGUGUGCCCG
Prorocentrum cordatum is the source of this 1176-nucleotide messenger RNA. The record is from the annotation of a GenBank genome assembly. Lineage: Eukaryota; Dinophyceae; Prorocentrales; Prorocentraceae.